Ichthyophthirius multifiliis is the source of this 1512-nucleotide messenger RNA. RefSeq lists its product as hypothetical. The transcript has 2 exons. Gene Ontology annotation, molecular function: poly-pyrimidine tract binding; pre-mRNA 3'-splice site binding. Gene Ontology annotation, cellular component: U2-type prespliceosome; nuclear speck; U2AF complex. Lineage: Eukaryota; Ciliophora; Oligohymenophorea; Hymenostomatida. The record is from RefSeq and is a predicted model, not a curated record.
AAAAAAUGAGUAUUUAACAAACUGAAGUAAAUAAGAAUAAUAAUGGAUUGAAUAUCGAUUAAAUUAUUAAUAAUAAACAACAAGGAAACCCAGAAUCUAAUACAACAAAGGACAAUAGAAAAGAGUAAGCGAAAAGCACAAGAAGACAUUCUCGAAGUGUCAAAAAGAAGCACAAAAAAUAAAGAUCUCGAAGUAAUACCAAAAAAUCCAAAAAAACAAAUAAGAAAAACAAAUCACGUAGCCAAUCUAGGCAUUCAAAAAAAGGCAUCAUUAUCAUCAUCAUCAUAAAAGACACAUCAGGAAUAUAUCUCCGUCUCCAUAUUAAGACUCCAGAAAUCGUCGUUCUCGCAGAAGAAAGCAUUCAUCAAGUUCCAAAAGUCAAUCGAAUAGUAAUAGUAGUAGCAAUACGGGUCGAAAUAGUAGCAGAAGUAGCCGAAGUAACGGAAAUUAUAGAAAUAAUAAUAAUAAUAGAAGAUAAUCACGUAAUAAUAAUGAGUAUUAAUGGAAAAAUAGGAGAAGAUAGCAUACUAGAAGUAGAUCUCCAUUAGCUUAUUAUUUAUAAAACACAAAUAAUUUGAAUAAUACAAAAUAAAAUACUCAUAUAGACAGCAAUAAUAUGUAAAUUGAUACAGAGAAAUUUUAUUGGGACGGUUUUUUAUGGCAACCUAAAAUUAACAUGUAAAUAAUGGACGAAUGUUUUUUAAAACAAACAGAAAAAUAAAGGAAAAUUUAAAUUGAUAAUGUCCCAUUAGAAUACGGUUUAGAUAAGAUUGAUAUUAUAAGCUACAUCACAAAUUAUAUGAAGGAAAAAGCACUAGCAAAUAAUGACAACCCUAAUCCUGUUUUAAAUUGCGAAAUUAAUGAAGAAGAUAAAACUGCAAAUAUAGAACUUUCAUCAGUUCCGGAAACUAAUUUAAUGUACAAAUUAGGAAAAAUAAUAUUUUUUUAAAAUGAAUGUAAAAUAAGCAGGCUUGGUGAAAAUCCAGAUGGAGUAAAUAAUCUUAAAUAACUAACUUAAUUAGCUAGAUAAUAAGCUGAAGCUUAAGCUGCAGUAAUUAAAGCUACAGAAAAUAUAAUGCAGAUGAAAAAUUUUGAAAAAUUAACGGUUAAUAAAUUAGAUAAAAAACCAAAAUUUAAAGUAAUAAAAGUACUAAAUUGCAUAAUGUAGGGAACAGAAAAUUUAUUAACUAAAGUUUAAUGGGAUGAUCUACAUGCAGAUCUUAUAGAAGAAUUUUCAAGAUUUGGAAUUAUUAUAGAUAGUUUUAUUGUUAGACCUUAUUAAGCAACAGUAGGAGCUAAAUGUGGAACAUUUUUUAUAGAGUAUGACAAUUCUGAAAGUGCAUGUUAAGCUAUGGAAUAUAAUAAUGGAAGAAUUUUUAAUGGUUAAAAAUUAAAAAUAUUUAAUAUACCUGAAGAUGGAUAUAAUUUGAACUUUAAAUAAUUGGUUUAUAUAAAAAAUUGAUAUAUUUUUUUUUUAGAUUUUUAUAAUUAAUUUUUAAAAAAACACUUUUU